Molecule: messenger RNA, 1508 nt
Organism: Cornus florida
Lineage: Eukaryota; Viridiplantae; Streptophyta; Magnoliopsida; Cornales; Cornaceae
Product: methylthioribose-1-phosphate isomerase-like
Exons: 11
Coding region: 117-1262 (381 amino acids)
Molecular function (GO): S-methyl-5-thioribose-1-phosphate isomerase activity
Source: RefSeq, a predicted model, not a curated record
UUUUUUUGUUUUCUUUUCAACCGCGGAACUGGCUGACAGAAAGUAGAAAUUAGGGUUCUAUUCGGAGAGUUUUCAGUCUCUUUUAGGGUUCGCAUAGGAGCUGAUCAAUCCCAUCAAUGGCAACUGAUUCGAGCUUACCCGAUGGACCUGCAAUGGACACCUCUCUUCAGUCUAUCUGCUAUAAGCAUGGUUCACUCAAGCUACUCGAUCAGAGGAGGCUUCCCCUUGAAACCAUCUACUUGGAUAUUCAAGAUUCAACGGAUGGAUGGUUUGCAAUAAGAGAUAUGGUGGUCCGGGGGGCGCCUGCAAUUGCUAUAGCUGCUGCCCUAUCUCUGGCAGUAGAAGUGUGUAACAUGGAAGCUUUUAAUGGGACAUCCGGUGAUGCAGCAUCUUUCCUGUCCAUCAAAUUGGAAUAUCUUGUCUCUAGCCGACCAACUGCUGUGAAUCUUUCAGAUGCUGCAACAAAACUUAAAGAAGCCAUAUCAAAGGCAGCUGCAAAUGCUUUGGAAGCUAGCCCUGUUUUUCAGGCUUACAUUGAAGCUGCUGAAAUAAUGCUUAGGGAUGAUGUUGCCUCAAAUAAAGCAAUUGGAUCCUAUGGAGCUGAUUUUCUUCUGCAUCAGAUGGAAGACUCUAAGAGGCUGUCUAUUCUGACCCAUUGCAACACUGGCAGUCUUGCUACUGCUGGAUAUGGUACUGCUCUUGGUGUGAUUCGUGCACUUCAUGCUGAAGGAGUUCUCGAGAAGGCAUACUGUACAGAAACACGUCCGUUCAACCAAGGAUCCAGACUGACAGCUUUUGAGUUAGUCCACGAUAACAUCCCCGCUGUUCUUAUAGCAGAUUCUGCUGCAGCUGCAUUAAUGAAAGCUGGACGUGUGAAUGCUGUCAUUGUUGGAGCAGAUCGUGUGGCUUCAAAUGGUGAUACUGCUAAUAAGAUCGGGACAUACAGUCUUGCCUUGUGUGCAGUCCAUCAUGGUAUUCCAUUUUAUGUGGCUGCACCCUUGACUUCCAUGGAUUUAUCACUUUCUUCUGGACAAGAAAUUGUUAUAGAAGAAAGAUCUGCAAAGGAACUGUUGAACUCACAUGGUGGACUUGGGGAACAAGUUGCUGCUUCUGGAAUAUCUGUGUGGAACCCAGCAUUUGAUGUCACCCCAGCUAAUAUAAUAACUGGUAUCAUUACUGAAAAGGGUGUCAUCACAAAGAGUGGCAGUGAUGCUUUUGACAUAAAGAGUUUUAUAGAGAAAGCACAGUGCAUUUCACAAUAGGAGAGAUCCCAGGAUGAUACCAUGACGAGGUAGAUGUUUAACCUGUUGCCUUGGUCUAGGCUUUAUGUUCGCUUGUCAAGCAUUACAAUUAACUUGAUGUAAAUUUAUCCUUUGAUGCCGUUGAAUAUUGUUUGAUGCCUGAACCAAGGAACGAACGGUUGCAGGUAACUUUAUGCGAGUUUAGUUGUUCCUUCAUUCAUGAUGUAUUUUGUAUUCCAAUCGAUUAUAGAGUGUAUAUUUUGAACC